CUCCUGAAAAAAAUAAAAAACUCAAAUUAUCCAAAGGAGUUUUUAUAUUUGAAGAUAUUUUACAACUUAAACAAUUAAAAUCUAUAAUUUAUUAAGGGUUACAGAUUAAUAGUUGCAAAAAAUCCUUAAGUAUUACAGCACAGUAGAUGUAAUGUAGUGAAAAAAACUUUGACGUUAAUUUAAUAACCCGUAGAUCCAAUAUACAAAAACAUUUGUCGUAUGCCGAACUUUUUGAAAAAUGGAUACGAGUAGUGACUCUGAUGAAGAAUUAUUUCCAAUUGUGACCGAUGAAUUAUAUUUAAAUACAGCUAGAAACGUAUUUCUUUAUGAUGACCCCUUGUUAUAUUUGGGAGUGUUAAGGGCAGUUGUUGAGGAGAAUUUGGAAAAAGUUAAGCAAUUGAUAGAAUCGGGAAAGUCUGUAAAUAUAAACGACAACAAUGGAAAUACUCCUCUUCACAUUGCAGUAAUAAAAAACAACCUAGAAAUCCUAGAAUACUUGUUAAGUCGUGAUGAUUUAGUAGUGAACGUAAGAAAUUUUAAAGGUGAAACUCCUCUGUAUUAUGCAGUUAGAAUGGGUCGAUUACAGUCAGCUACCAAAUUAAUUCAAGCUGGAGCUAAUGUAAAUCUUCCAAAUUAUGAAGACGUUACCCCUUUGCAUGUCUCAGUGUCUUACCCAGAAGUAGCUCACCUUCUCAUACUCUAUGGCGCAAAAAUUGAUGCUGUUGAUUAUAGUAGUGAUACACCAUUGCACGAUGCUACAGCAGAAAGAGCAUUGAAUACAGUGUGUAUGCUUUUAUAUUAUAAUGCUGAUGCAAACUCUCUUGGUGGCAACAGUCUCACUCCUUUUAUGAAAGCUCUCAUAUCUGAAGACAUCGAAGUCCAAGAAGCUUUAUUUGAAUAUGUAGAUGACUUUAAUGUAGCUACUGAGGAUCACAUGACCACUUUGGCAAUAGCAUUAACACAUGAAACCGUAUUCGUUGAGGAAAUAAUAAAACGAGGGGCAGACGUAAAUUAUGCCGAUUCAUACGAAAACGAAGAUGUAGCAUGUCCUUUUCUACUGUGCUUAAGAGUUCCUAAUUCUGAAAAUUUUAAACUAAUUUGGGAAAAAUUGCAUUACAAUGAAAUACGAAAUACCAUUAAUUUAUGCUUAUUCUUUGAACAUUUAGAUAGAGAGGAUGUCGAGAACUACAUCCAAGUGAUAAUCAAAACUGGCAAUUUAAAGCCGGCUGUUGAAUCUCUCACAAAAAAUGAUAACUACUUUUUAUUUAUUAAUAAAUUUGCCGAGAACAAGUUGAAACUCGAACAACUAACAGUAUUUACUUGUUGCCUGCUCCAGUACGGAUACCGCACAACUAGUUAUGAUAUUUAUGCAAUUUUUUUUCACUACGGUUAUUGCGAACUAUUAAAAAUUCUGUUAUUUAUGGAUAACGAUUAUAGAAAGGGUUGGUUGCCUUGUAUGAUUGUUCCUAGACUGAUGUUUGACCUAGAUUGCCAGUUAAUGAACAAAGUUAAUGAAAUUUAUGAAAUUCACAAAAAAGAUGUCCUACAGUUAUUGGAGUAUUUUAUUUGUCCUCCUUUUAUCAGCGCCUUAAUAUUCAAAUAUAGGGAGGAGGAACAGAUGAAAAAAUUACUAGAGAGUAUGCCAAAAGUACCUUCAUUAAUGGAAUUAGCUCGAAAUGCAACACAAACUCAUAUCCUUAAGUCGUUCGAUAUUGUAAGUACCUGCCAGUUAUACACGAUAAUCAAGCACUUGAACGUAUCAUCAGUUUAUAAAAAAAUACUACUGUUUGAAAAAAAGUUGUAUAGAUUCAAACGUUGUUAUUGUUAAUUAAUAUUAAAGUGCACUUCUAAUGAAAAAUUAUAUAUUUUCCGUUUUCUUAUUUAUG
Molecule: messenger RNA, 1886 nt
Organism: Anoplophora glabripennis (Asian longhorned beetle)
Lineage: Eukaryota; Metazoa; Arthropoda; Insecta; Coleoptera; Cerambycidae
Product: ankyrin repeat and SOCS box protein 14-like
Exons: 3
Coding region: 239-1828 (529 amino acids)
Molecular function (GO): protein binding
Source: RefSeq, a predicted model, not a curated record